GAAUUUGUGCGUCCAAUGAGGCGCAGCUGGACGUGCCUGGCAUGCAGGCUCCGCGCCCCGCCCCUGACCGCGUUGCGCUUUUUGACCCCGCCGUCCCGCCGUAGGCAGCGCUGCACGCCCGGAGCGGCAAUGGCGGAUGUGUCAGAGAGGACACUGCAGCUGUCAGUGCUGGUUGCCUUCGCUUCCGGAGUGCUCCUGGGCUGGCAGGCCAACCGGCUGCGGAGGCGCUACCUGGACUGGAGGAAAAAGAGGCUGCAGGACAAACUGGCGGCGACGCAGAAGAAGCUGGACCUGGCCUGAGAUCCCCGCAUUGUCGAUCCCCGCCGGCCCCCACGCGGCCACCUCGAGGCCGCCUCUCUCCCGCGCUGGGGGCUCCGGCGACUGAAGCCAGGCUCGCCUCAAGCUCUCCGCCCGCCGUGCCAGGCUCUUCCCGGAGUCGCUUGUUGAAGAUGGAUACAGAGCAUUGGACAGAAAUAGUUUCUCCUUGCACUUUAUGAAUCUAUUUUAUUUUUAAAAUAAAAAAUUCAAAGAUGUUUAAACUU
Messenger RNA from Phacochoerus africanus (Common warthog), 542 nucleotides. It is a transcript of the gene MTLN, whose product is annotated as mitoregulin. The transcript is spliced from 2 exons. Lineage: Eukaryota; Metazoa; Chordata; Mammalia; Artiodactyla; Suidae. Gene Ontology annotation, cellular component: mitochondrial inner membrane. Bases 16 to 300 code for a protein of 94 amino acids. Gene Ontology annotation, biological process: positive regulation of mitochondrial membrane potential. The record is from RefSeq and is a predicted model, not a curated record.